Cheilinus undulatus (humphead wrasse) is the source of this 6501-nucleotide messenger RNA. It is a transcript of the gene pik3cd, whose product is annotated as phosphatidylinositol-4,5-bisphosphate 3-kinase, catalytic subunit delta. The transcript is spliced from 23 exons. Gene Ontology annotation, cellular component: cytoplasm; plasma membrane; phosphatidylinositol 3-kinase complex. Gene Ontology annotation, molecular function: 1-phosphatidylinositol-4-phosphate 3-kinase activity; 1-phosphatidylinositol-3-kinase activity. The record is from RefSeq and is a predicted model, not a curated record. NCBI's taxonomy places the organism in Eukaryota, Metazoa, Chordata, Actinopteri, Labriformes, Labridae. The coding region runs from base 325 to 3438 and encodes 1037 amino acids. Gene Ontology annotation, biological process: phosphatidylinositol-3-phosphate biosynthetic process; phosphatidylinositol-mediated signaling; cell migration.
UGGGGCUGUGAAGUCAGCACGCAGCCGUCAGUCAGUCCGGCUCGGUGCUACAACAUCUCUACAUGAAUGACAGCGCAGCUAACCGCGGCAGGGAGACACUUCGCUGUUCCACAUGAAGCGUGAGAGCAACUGGUCCGUCUGAGCCGGAUUUACAGCACCUCACUGCACCUCACGGACAGAAGACCCGCAGCCGUCCGACAGACAGGGACAUGUCACCGUGAAAUUACAGCCUCCAUCUUCGCCGCAAGACUUACCAUGAAGAGAUGACCGAGGACUUGUAGAGCUGACAGCAGAGGAGCUGACGGUAAAUGAGAGGCCGUCACCAUGCCCCCGGGGAAGUAUGGGAUGCAGGAGGAAUGGGAGAAGGAGGGGGACCAGGAGAUCAUGAUGGACUUCCUGCUGCCAACUGGGAUCUUCCUCAAAUUCCCUGUGUCACGAAAUGACACCAUCAAAACCAUCAAAAAGACGGUUUGGAAAAAUGCCAGAAGUGAGGCCUUGUUCGGUGCACUUCGGGACCCCGAUGCAUACGUCUUCACCUGCAUCAACCAGACAGCAGAGAGGGAAGAGCUGGAGGAGGAAUCGAGGCGCAUAAGUGACGUGCGGCCUUUCAUGUGUGUUCUAAGGCUGGUGGCCAGGGAGGGGGACAGAGUGGAGAAACUCACCAACACCCAAAUCAGCUUGUUAAUUGGCAAAGGUCUGCAUGAGUUUGAAACCCAGAAAAACCAUGAGGUGAAUGAGUUUCGGACUAAGAUGCGUACAGUUUGCGAAGAGAAGGCUCAGGAGCGGCAGAUGUUGCCAUGGCAGCAGUGGAUGGAGUACAGCUUCCCCUGUGACUUGGAGCCGUGCUGUUCUCCACCGACGAGUGCCAAGUCAAAAAACAAGAUUUUCAUCAAUGUCAAGUUUGAGGCUUGUGAUGAAAGCUUCAUGGUACAACAGGAUCCUCAGGACCUUCCGUUGGCUCUGAUGAAGAGCGCCUUGAAGAAGAAGGCCACCGUGUUUCGCUCGGUGCGACAGGAGCCAGAGGACUACACCCUACAGGUCAAUGGGAGAUGGGAGUUCAUCUAUGGGAAACAUCCUCUGUGCCAGUUCAAAUAUAUUUUCUGGUGUUUAAGAAAUGGCACAAACCCUCUUCUAACGAUGGUGCACCACUCCACUAUCAGUAAAUAUCAGGAGGACGAAGGCAGAAUGUGCAGCCAAGUAUUCAAAAGUCGCUCAUCGUCCAGACCUCCUCCUCUGCCCCUGAAGAAGCAGAACACCUCGUCGCUAUGGUCCAUCAAUGAGCCUUUCUACAUUCACCUGGUGCAGGGCAGCCGAGUCAAUGCAGACGAAGGAAUGAAGCUUGUGGUGCAGGCCGGUCUGUUUCAUGGCAGCGAGCUGCUCUGUAAAGUGGUGACGAGCUCAGAGGUCACCGUGUCCUCUGAGCCGCUCUGGGACCAAAAGCUGGAGUUUGACAUUAAUGUGGCUGACCUGCCUCGCAUGAGCCGCCUGUGCUUUGCACUCUACGCUGUCAUUGAAAAAGCCAAGAAGCCCCGCGGCACCAAAAAGAAGAACAAGAAAGCAGAUUGUCCUAUAGCCUGGGUGAACACCAUGGUCUUUGACUAUAAGGACCAGCUGAAGACUGGGGAGGUCCUCUUGUCCACAUGGCCAUCUGUUCCUGAUGACAAAGGUGAUUUGUUGAAUCCGAUGGGAACUGUGGAGAAGAACCCUAAUGUGGACAGUGCUGCAGGGCUGCACAUUCGCUUCUACAGCUUCCGCCCACAUCCACUCUAUUAUCCUCCACUUGACAAGACAAGUGAUGUAGAGACAAACGGGGAUGCAACUUUUGCUUCUAAAGAAGAGUACAUGAAAUUAAAAGAAAUCAUGGAUAACAGGAACUACACUGAGUUUUUCGAGGACGAGAAGGAGACUUUGUGGAAGCUUCGCGCAGAAGUCCGUGAUUGUUUCCCUGAAAGUCUGUCCAAACUGCUCCUCAUCACCAAGUGGAAUAAGCGUGAGGAUGUAGUUCAGAUGGUGGGUUUACUGAGGAGCUGGCCUGACCUGCCUGCCAUUCAAGCGUUGGAGCUCUUAGACUACAGCUUUCCUGACCCAGCGGUCCGUUCAUUUACCAUCAGAUGCCUCAGGAAGCUCAGUGAUGAUGAACUGCUGCAGUAUUUACUCCAGCUGGUCCAGGUCCUGAAGUAUGAGUCUUAUCUUGACUGUGAUCUCACCACUUUCCUGCUGGAGAGAGCUCUGUCAAACAGGAGGAUAGGACACUUUCUGUUCUGGCAUCUCAGGUCUGAGAUGCAUGUGGCGUCUGUGAGUUUGCGUUUUGGCCUGAUUCUGGAGGCGUACUGCCGGGGAAACAUCCACCACAUCAAACUCUUAACAAAACAGAUCGAGGCUCUGGGCAAAAUGAAGGCCCUGAGUGACUUUGUGAAAUCUGGCUCCCAGAAGAUGACAGUGGAUGACUUGAAGCUGUGUAUCAAACAGGAGUCCUACCUGGAGGCUCUGUCAGACUUGCUGUCACCACUCAACCCCUGCAUCAUCCUCACUGAGAUCUUUGCAGAUAAAUGCAGAUUUAUGGACUCCAAGAUGAAGCCACUGUGGCUGAUGUAUAAGAACCCCUGCGCUCAAGGAGACAUGGUGGGCAUCAUCUUCAAGAAUGGAGAUGAUCUCCGGCAAGACAUGUUGACCCUCCAGAUGAUCCAGCUCAUGGAGAACUUAUGGAAGAAAGAAGGCCUGGAUCUCAGGAUGAUUCCAUAUGGCUGCUUAUCGACUGGGAACAAGAUGGGACUUAUUGAGGUCGUAAAGCACUCAGACACCAUUGCAAACAUCCAGAGGAACAGCAGCAACAGUGCCGCCACCGCUGCCUUCAACAAGGAUGCUCUGCUUAAUUGGCUCAAAUCGAAGAAUCCUGAGGACAAACUUGAUAAAGCAAUAGAAGAGUUCACACUUUCCUGUGCUGGCUACUGUGUAGCUACUUAUGUCCUGGGCAUCGGAGACCGUCACAAUGACAAUAUCAUGAUCAGGGAAACAGGACAGCUGUUCCACAUUGACUUUGGGCAUUUCCUGGGAAAUUUCAAGCGGAAACUUGGGAUCAACAGGGAGCGUGUGCCUUUUAUCUUGACGUAUGACUUCGUCCAUGUGAUUCAACAAGGAAGGACGAACAACAGCGAGAAGUUUGAAAGGUUCAGGGAGUACUGUGAGCGUGCCUAUAAGAUCCUGUGUCGAAAUGGGACACUAUUUGUUAACCUCUUCGCAAUGAUGAAGGCAGCAGGACUGCCAGAGCUCACCUCCUUCAAAGACAUCCAGUAUCUAAAGGACUCUUUAGCACUGGGGAAAUCAGAGGAGGAGGCAUUGAAGAACUUUAAAGUAAAGUUCAACGAAGCUCUGCGGGAGAGCUGGAAGACAAAGGUAAACUGGAUGAUGCACUCCUUGGCCAAAGAUAACAGACCUUGACAAACGCUGCAUCAAGGUAUCCUGUUGAAGGACUGAAAUUUUAUGGAUUUUAACUUAUGGAGAGAAAGGGAACUUUGAUACUUUAUGAACAGCAUUCAAGGACACUCUACAAAUGUUUACGUGUUACUGGCCUGGCUUGGGAAAAUAAGUUGAGGCAUCCAAAGACAAAGCUUUAAUCCUGGAGUGUAAUUUCAGCGCGGGUAUUUUCACCAUGAAGGAUCCAUCACGCCCUUCUUCCUCCCUUUAAUCAGUGGAAUACCUUUGCCUUGAGGAACAGGAGAGGAAAUUUAAAAAACUGCUUUUCUCAUCGCCUUAAUUUGCUACUUGAAAACGUGCACAUGUGUUAUGUUGUUGAAAUGAGAGAAGAAACUGGAAGCUCCUCUCACCCACUGCAUCACUCAGCAGGGUGCAACCUGCAAAGGACUUUUAAGAUGACUUCAGAUGACACUGUUCAGAACAAUAACAGGGUUGUAGCAGUUUCUUUUUUUUUCAAGUCUUCUGUAAAGUUUACAUUCCUCCAUGACUUUAUCAUAUUAUUUCAUUUCAACUGCCUCUUUACAAUGGUGUCUUUUUUAAUGUUAUUUUUGUAUUUUAUUUAAUUUGGUAGCUCAGACAUUUUUGUAAAAAGAUAUGAAAAAUAUUCCAAAAGGUUUAGUGUUUAACUGAUGUCUAAUAUUGCCUUGAAGUACAGUGUGUUGCCUUAGUGGGGUUAGUUGACAGCAUUGUAUUAUUAUUUUCAAUAUAUUGCAGUUUAAGAAAAUAACAUGAAGCUAUUUUUGAUUGCACCCCUGUGUGCUUGGCUGUGUUAUCUAGCAAAGUCUUACCAAACACCUGAAAUACAUAGAAUAUAUACUAAGCACAAAAAAGUAAGGACAUUUGUGUUUGGUAGAUCAUUUCUUUGUUGUAAUAAUGCUUAUUGGCUCCUUAUACCAUUGGAAAGCCUGUUAAUCUCCCUUUUAAACGGUGCCAGGAACAUUCAUUUAUGGAAUGAGCAACAGAGCUGAGUCUGUGGGUUGUGCCCAUGAAAAAAUUGUCAGAUCCUCUCUGCCAAUGCCAAACAGCUUAUUCUGCUGUUGCUAUUGGCCCCUGUUUUGAACUUCUGGUACUCCCAACCUGAACAUGUGGAGGAACAUUAUGUUCACCAAGGAGUCCAGAUUUUGCCUAUAUGGAUCAUAGGAUCAAAGUGUGGAGAAGACGUGGUGAAUGCUAUGCUGAUUUCUUCACCUAUAGCAUAGCAUUGUUUGGUGGAGGUAGUGUGACGGUGUGGGGUGGCAUCUCCCUCACUGUAAAAACGAGGCUUGUCACCACUGGAGGCAAUCUCAGUGCAGAGUAAUAUAGAGAUCAGAUUCUGCAACCAGUGGCAAUCCCAUAUCUCCACAGGCUGGGACAAAACUCUAUCCUCCAAGAUGACUACACUCAUCCCCACAAGAGCAGCGUUUAUCAAAGACUACCUCUGGCAUUGGCAGGAAAGAUUUGGCUGAUUUUUCAUAGGCGCAACCCACGUACUCAGCUCUGCUGCUCAUCCCAUAAAUGCAUGAUCCUUACAAUUGUGGCACCAUUUAAAAGGGAAAUAAACAGGCUUUCUAAUGGUAUAAGAUUUAUUGCAAAUAAGCAUUUUUUUAAAUGAGAAAAUAAUCUAACAGACACAAAUUUCUGUACAUUUUUGCAAAGUUGAGUUUGACAUUCUUAAGGUUGGAGUUAUUCGAUUUCUGUGUGAGAUUUAAAGAAUCAACUUUUUUUAGUCUGUGACUUUAAUGUAAAGCUGCCGUCAGCAGCCUCUGGUUUAGCUUAUCUUACAACAAGACUGGAAACGAGGAAAGAUAUGGAAAAAUCUGUGUACCACAAAGUUUCAGUAAAACAAAAAUGAGAAUGUUGAGCAUCAAAACCAAAUCUUUUAGCAGUAACUUCUUUUUUGUUACUGGACAGAGGUAAUGCAGGAGGUUGUUUCUGUGACCUGUUUCUUUAACCAGGCCAAGCAAGUGUUCUCCAUAUCCUGGCUUCUUCAAUACUUAUUUAUGAUGAUUGUAGUUCUUCUUCUCUCUUACUUACCUGGUUUAUGGAUGUAUUCCCCAAACUAUUUCAGUAAAGACAAACCAAGUAAGAAUUGAUCUCCGGAAAGGAUUUGAAUUAAUAUUGAAAAAAUAGGUCUAAAAUUACUCCUGUAGAACCACAGACAUGCUGAUGCAUUUCUCAAAAUAUUAUAUUGUGCACACGUCCCAUUUAAAGUUCAAUCAUGACUACUAUCCCAGAUCAGGGGAUUUGUGGGUUUUGGCCUGUGUGACUGCAGGGAUGGUUUCCUUUAUUUAAGUUAUGCACUGUUAAAUCUGAAUUGCAAUUUUAAACCAAUGUACCUUGUGCCAUGAAAGUGAUGUCAUGCUUAUUGUGUCAGACAACUCUAUGCUUUUCAUACCCAGUUCUGCACAAAGCAAUGUUUGUUAAAGUGGAGUGUGUUGUUGGAUUUAAUUUUAUGGUGCUUCCUGGCUAUGCUUACAUGCUAUUUAUUUUGCUGUCUAUCCUUUAAGGAAGAUGAUGUUGUUCUCAGUUUGCCUAGCAGCUACAGCAAUCUCUAUCUUUUGUAAGAGUGUCUGUACAGUGAGGACUUUUACAAAGGAGUUAAUGUAGCUUUGGAUUACACAGAUGGUUGAAAAGUUACCAAAAUACAGUGGAACAGACUUAAAAUAUACCAUCAGUGUCCCUCAGUCGCAUGUGAAGUUUAUCAGCUACUUUAUCAAGUUGUAAAAUAUACAGCCUUUGAAUUGAUUGUUAUUCCCUAAAAUUUAGAAAUGGUACAAUUUCUUAAAGACAGGAGGUUUUUCAUGAGUGCAGCUAAAGGAGAUAAAUGGACUUAUUUGAUGGAGAUCUGUACUCUACAUGCAUUCUGUUUCACAUUUCCCUCUCUCACUGAUGGGAGGAAAACACAAAAUAAACAGCAGGAUUCAAGUUAUAUGCUAUUUUAAUUUUUUCCUUUUUUGCAACUUAAAAAGAGAAUAAUAAUGAUAAAGACAGCAAAGACAGCUGAUUCUCAUGGCUGCUAUGUUUUUUUUUUCUGAAUAGCACUUUGCA